Molecule: messenger RNA, 2493 nt
Organism: Fundulus heteroclitus (mummichog)
Lineage: Eukaryota; Metazoa; Chordata; Actinopteri; Cyprinodontiformes; Fundulidae
Gene: scara3
Product: scavenger receptor class A, member 3
Exons: 13
Coding region: 276-2087 (603 amino acids)
Source: RefSeq, a predicted model, not a curated record
CUCUCCCCUGACCUCCCCCUCAGAAGUUGCUCAUGGUUUCAGUUUGAGGAGGUUUAGUGUUCUCAAGCCUCUGAACACACACGUCCAGAAGUUAGAGCAGCCUUUACUACUGGUUUCCUUCAGAAAUGAAGACCGUUUAAUUUUCUUUUAUUAAUCCAAGCACAUUUUUUUUAAUAAGGAACACGGAUGAUUUGUUGGAAAAAAGGUUAAAAAGGACGGCAUCAUCAUCGUCAUCAUCAGCAAACUGGGGCAACAUCACCUGGCAGGCAGAAAUCAUGAAAGAAAACAACGGGGGAUACGAGAACCAGCUCUUCAAAGAUGAGGACUUCAUGGGAGAGGAGGAGGAGAUGCCUUCAUUCAGAGGUCGUUCAAGAGUUGGCUGCAUGAGAUGCCAGCAAAGCCAGUCUCUCCAGCUGGCUGUGAAAGUCCUUUAUGGCUUUGUUGCUUUCCUCAUCAUAACUGUUGCAGUUAUGGCAUCGCUUGUGUUCAAAAAGGUGGACAAUUUGUCUGAAAAGGAAUCCGCGUACAACAAGAAGAUCACAAAAGUUCAAGAAGGAAUAGAGGAUCUGAGGUCUGUUUCUAACAGCUCGGACUGCCUGGAUGUCUCCCUUUACAGUGAAGAGAUGGACAGGCUAAAGAGAGAAUUUGAAGACAUCCAGAAAAUGAUACUGGGUCAGGAGCAGUUUCUGGAUCAGGCUUCCAAAACGCAAACCACCAUAAAAGACUUGGUCGUCCAGACAAGACAGGAAGCUGAAGGCCAGCUCAUCCGGAUCAAACUCCUCAACCAGUUUCUGCACACGCUCACGGAUCAGGUGCAAGGUUGGAAGGAGGUGAUUGAUGAAACAGAGGAGAAGAUGAAAACGCUGACGGACGAUCAGUACGACAUCAAAGCAACGGCACAACAAGUCAACACCACAGUAGCACUCAGCACAAUGUGGAUAGAUACCCUCCAAAGAAAAGCAGACGACGAGAGCGCCGUCCUGCAGAAGUUGUCGAGCGACUGGCAGGACUACAGUCGAGUCCUGGGCGCUAUCAAGUCCAACACUAGCAGCACCUCCCAGACGAUGCGUUUCCUUCAGAACAGCAUCAUGAUAGAUCAGCAGAGAAUGGCCAUGUCCUCUGAGGUGAUCUACGACCUUACGCAUCAGGUUAUGAACCUCCAGAUGCAACUUGACAAUGUGACAUCUCUCAUGGAUGAGAAUGAGGAGAACAUGCACGAUCUUCAGUAUCACUCCAGGUAUUACGAGAACCGAACAGGUGAGCGUUUCUCAGCCUUAGAUGGCCGUCUGAACUCCAUCGAGAUGGAGAUUGACACCAUCGCCUCGAGCAUCAACGCCACCGUCAGCCACGUCCAGAGCAUGUACAAGUACAUCAAUGUUGAGAGCUCCUCCUGCAAGAGUCGCCUGGGCAGACACACCGAAGACCUACAGAACAUGAACACCACAGUUUUCUUACUCCUCAACCUGGCCAGCACGCUGAAGCAACAAAACAUGCAGCUGAAUGUUCGUCUAGAUAUGGAUGUGAGGAACCUGUCAAUGGUGAUGGAGGAGAUGAAGCUGGUGGAUGUUUCUCACACCAACCUCAUAAACAAUUUCACUAUUCUUAAAGGUGCUCCUGGGCCACCUGGGCCCAAAGGAAAUCGUGGUGAGAGUGGCCCAAAAGGACCCAUGGGACUGACAGGCAGCAAAGGUGACAGAGGCCCUAUAGGAAGUCGUGGAGCUGCCGGUGUGAAGGGUCCACUCGGUCCAAAAGGAGCACAAGGAGAACCGGGCCCUGUUGGCAGCAGAGGGCAACCAGGUGUGCAAGGAGCCAAGGGCUCACCGGGUUUACCAGGCCCAAAAGGGGAAAGGGGCCAGAAAGGUGAUAUGGGUCCUACUGGUACUGAUGGCCUACCUGGCCCUGAAGGACCUCCAGGGAUCCAGGGCCAAGUUGGACUGCCCGGUCUCACUGGGCCUACAGGACCAAGAGGAAAACCUGGGCCAUCAGGGCCACCUGGACCACCGGGCGCACCUGGACCUCCUGGCUUACCAUCAAGCAGCCUUCAGCAGCAAACUGCGGCACCUGUUCCCGGGGCCAAGAGACAGUAAAGAAGAAUGACGGCCAUGUUGUUUUCGUACAAAGAAGCUAACUAAGGAUCAGGAAUGCACUGAAACACUGAUUUCAAUUGAGGUCAUAAAGACUAAAUAUAAAAAAAAGCAGCAAACCAGCUUCAGGGUGGAAUAUGACAAAACCUGGCUGUGAUAAAUGAAAUAACCAAGACAAAAGCAGCCUUUUAUGGACUGAGCCGUUCAAUGAUUGCUAAGAAAUGGAAGUACUCCUAAGCAAAAAAAAAAAAAUUCAUUUUUGGACUUUGUAUGCUUGGGUUCAUACAGUGUAUCGACCAAAUCAGCUAAUGAAUAAAUUUAACCAAACCAAUAGGAUGGUAACCAUAAAUUUGGAAAGAGUAACCAGACAUUAAUUACUUUAGGUUCAAUAAAUUGAUUUACUUAUUAA